AUGGCCGUGCAGUCGAAACCCGCCCCAAUUGGGCCCUGGGGCAAAGCGACGGCUGGCGCAGCGGGCGCGGUCCUUGCCAAUGCGCUUGUGUACCCUCUGGAUCUGGUCAAGACCAAGCUUCAGGUUCAGGUAAAGCUUAGCGACGCUGAGAAGGCCGACUCAAAUCCCAACGAAGCACACUACAAGUCGACGUGGGACGCCAUUACUAGAAUUGCUUCUUCCGAGGGUGUUACGGGUCUGUACGCUGGCAUGGGAGGUUCUCUGCUUGGAGUCGCCUCGACAAAUUUCGCCUACUUCUACUGGUACUCGGUGGUCCGCACGCUAUACUUCAAAUAUGCCAAGGCAGUAGCUCAGCCGUCCACGGUUGUCGAGUUGUCUCUUGGAGCUGUUGCUGGCGCGCUCGCGCAGCUGUUUACAAUACCCGUCGCCGUUAUCACAACCCGCCAACAGACGCAGAGCAAGGAGGAGAGGAAGGGCUUCAUCGAGACCGCCCGCGAGGUGAUUGAGGGUGAAGAUGGUGUCUGCGGCCUCUGGAGGGGACUGAAGGCGAGUUUAGUGCUCGUAAUCAACCCGUCCAUCACAUAUGGCGCUUAUGAGAGAUUGAAAGAGGUUCUCUUCCCGGGGAAGAAGAAUCUCUCGCCCUGGGAGGCAUUCGCCCUGGGCGCCAUGUCUAAGGCCCUUGCCACCAUCGUCACGCAGCCCUUGAUUGUUGCAAAGGUGGGGCUACAGUCCAAGCCGCCCCCGGCGCGGCAAGGCAAGCCGUUCAAGAGCUUUGUCGAGGUUAUGCAGUUCAUCAUCCAAAAUGAAGGCCCUUUGAGUCUGUUCAAGGGCAUCGGGCCACAAAUCCUCAAGGGUCUGCUCGUCCAGGGUAUUUUGAUGAUGACCAAGGAGCGCGUCGAACUUAUGUUUGUCCUCUUCGUCCGUUAUCUGCAAGUCGUGCGGUCGCGUCAACUCCAGAGAACGACGAACCUGGCGGAUGCAGCGAAGCUUGUGACUCCGAUGACCGCCAAAUAG
Chaetomium strumarium is the source of this 1014-nucleotide messenger RNA. RefSeq names its product mitochondrial carrier domain-containing protein. Lineage: Eukaryota; Fungi; Ascomycota; Sordariomycetes; Sordariales; Chaetomiaceae. The record is from RefSeq and is a predicted model, not a curated record. The coding region runs from base 1 to 1014 and encodes 337 amino acids. Gene Ontology annotation, cellular component: membrane. Gene Ontology annotation, biological process: transmembrane transport. Gene Ontology annotation, molecular function: ADP transmembrane transporter activity. The transcript is spliced from 4 exons.